Molecule: messenger RNA, 839 nt
Organism: Rhagoletis pomonella (apple maggot)
Lineage: Eukaryota; Metazoa; Arthropoda; Insecta; Diptera; Tephritidae
Product: F-box/LRR-repeat protein 4-like
Exons: 1
Coding region: 39-419 (126 amino acids)
Molecular function (GO): protein binding
Source: RefSeq, a predicted model, not a curated record
AUAAGUUUAUAUACGUAUUAACCAAUAGUAGAGAAAUUAUGACCGACGAGUUACAUUCCGAGGAGUGCAAGAUUGGACUCAAAGACAUGCCGUUUGAAAUUAUGUUGAAAAUAUUCAGCUACUUGGAUUUAAUAUCGCUGUUCUUAGUUGGACAAGUGUCGAAAUUCUUUUAUGACGUAUCUACUCAUCCAUUGUUGUACGGCGAAUUGAACCUAAACCCGUAUUGGCAUCGUACAACAAACGAUCUAUUAUGUACCUUGGCAACGAGAGCUACUGUGUUGAAAAAGUUGGAUUUAUCGAGGUGUGGUUUGUUUAACACGAUUUCCCCAACUGAAUUUAUGAAAUUUAUUCAACGGGGAGACAGUCUAAUAUGCUUAAGAUUGGAUUCGUGUAAAAUUUUAAACGCCAGCUGUAUUUAGACAUUGGGAAUUGUAUGCGACAACUUAAGGGAAAUUUCCCUUCGAAAUUGCUCGACGGAUCCCCCGCUGCUUAACUUUUCUUGUCUGGCAAAUUUAAAAAACUUGGAAAGAUUAGAUUUAUUUCAAACGGUAAUCGAACCUGAAUUGGUUUUAACCAUGCUAGAAAACAAUCGAAAGUUAAAACACUUGAAUUUGGCAUUUUGCGGAAUAGCAGUUAAUAUGGACGCUGUGGCUCAACGUAUCGGCCAAUAUAAUCAUAAUCUGGUUUCUUUGGAUAUGUGGAAAUCCCGUUUUCUAUCCGCUGCUGGCUUAGAGGCAUUAUCCAAGUGCUGUGAUUUGGAGGAAGUUGAUUUCGGCUGGUGUUUGAGGGAGGUCUCUCUUAGAGAUAGUCUGAAGCAAUUGUUGUUAAAUUGCAAGAAA